Messenger RNA from Brugia malayi, 297 nucleotides. The record is from the annotation of a RefSeq genome assembly. Lineage: Eukaryota; Metazoa; Nematoda; Chromadorea; Rhabditida; Onchocercidae.
GUGGUUGAAAUGGAGCUCACUCGUGACAAGGACUUUGAAAAAUGUGCUCAAUAUUACACUGCCAAAGCUUCUCAAGGCUAUCUGGUGGAUUUACAAAAGAUUUUCUUUAUUAUAAUAUCAAACUGCACUUUAUUUCCCGAUGAGUGAGUCAAUUAUAUAUCUAGCUAUACCAUAAGAGACGAUGAAACUAGUGAGCAUGAUUUACAAGAUUUCCAAUUCGUGUUCAUUGAACUAUCUAAAUUUCCUAAAAGUAAAGUAGACUAAUUAACAAGCAUAGUAGAACGCUGGUGUUUCUUU